GAUAAUGUCCUCAUCCUUCUCUACUCUUCUUGUAUUGCAACUCUUCACAUGAUUUUUUUUUACUAGCCAUGGAACAAAGUAAUGACACCAAAGUGACCGAAUUCAUUCUUCUGGGAUUUUCCGGACAGCACAAGUCUUGGCAUAUUCUGUUCAUAAUAUUUUUAAUGAUCUAUGUUGUCUCACUCAUGGGUAACAUUGGAAUGAUCGUACUCAUCAAAAUUGAUUCUUCCCUCCACACGCCCAUGUACUUUUUCCUACAACAUCUAGCCUUUGUUGAUCUCUGCUAUACCUCAGCUAUUACUCCCAAGAUGUUAAAAAACUUCACAGAGACAAAAGCAUCCAUCUCCAUCAUAGGAUGUAUGUUACAGCUACUAGCCUAUGGUACUUUUGCAACCAUAGACUCCUUCAUCUUAGCUGCUAUGGCUGUGGACCGCUAUGUGGCCAUCUGUAACCCACUGCGCUAUCCCAUAGUCAUGUCCCAGAGGCUGUGCAUUCUGCUGCUGGUUGGUUCAUAUACCAUGGGCUUCCUAAAUGCUUCUGUAAACACAAGUUUUACAUUCUCACUGAACUUCUGCAAAUCCAAUGCCAUUAAUCACUUUUUCUGUGAUGAGCCACCCAUUCUUGCCCUAUCAUGCUCCAGUAUUGACUUCAGUAUCAUGCUACUGACAGUUUUUGUGGGGUUCAACCUGGUGAGCACUGUGCUUAUUGUCAUCUUUUCCUACACAUAUGUCUUGUCUGCCAUCCUAAGGAUGUCUUCUGCUGCAGGAAGGAAAAAAGCCUUCUCCACAUGUGCUUCCCACCUGACUGCAGUCACCAUUUUCUAUGGGACUCUCGCCUACAUGUAUCUCCACCCUCAUACCAAUGACUCUCAAGAGCAAGAAAAGGCAGCUUCUGUAUUUUAUGGCAUAAUUAUUCCCAUGUUGAACCCCUUGAUCUAUAGUCUGAGAAACCAAGAUGUAAUAGAAGCCUUCAAAAAGAUAGUAAAGAAAUGCUUAUAAUAUGAACAUCUAUUUAUAAUUCAACAAAGCUUAUCAAGCAAGCUAUUUCUGAACCCCAGAUAUC
Mus caroli (Ryukyu mouse) is the source of this 1062-nucleotide messenger RNA. Its product is annotated as olfactory receptor 5AK3-like. Gene Ontology annotation, biological process: G protein-coupled receptor signaling pathway. Gene Ontology annotation, molecular function: olfactory receptor activity; G protein-coupled receptor activity. The record is from RefSeq and is a predicted model, not a curated record. NCBI's taxonomy places the organism in Eukaryota, Metazoa, Chordata, Mammalia, Rodentia, Muridae. Gene Ontology annotation, cellular component: membrane.